CGCACAGCACGCUCUCACGUGACGAGGAACCAGCUGCGCCUCACGUGACCACGCGGAUCCGCCCCCCCUCAUCCCGCAGCCCGGUCAUCCCGCGCUCCCGCCGUCAGAUUUCAGUGGAGUUCAUCUCCAUCACAAGAUCGGCUGGUGGUCUCCACCCAUCGAACCAAGAGGGAGUUCUUCUGUUGUGAGCUCUCCUGCGCCCCCAUUGAGCCUGAAUCCGGUUUUCCAACAUGUCGUAUGGCUCUGUUGAUGGCAGUGGAUUUGGAAGCAGAAACCCUUUCGGCGGACCCUCUACUCAAGGAUAUCAGCCUCUAGCCACCCAGGUUGAUGCUCAUGAGCUGGAGGAGCUGUUCCAGGUCACUUCUGAGGAUGUGUUUAGAAUAAAUUCUAACGUACAGUCUCUGGAGAGAAACCUGCGCUCCUUGGGGACUCCUAGUGAUACCGCGGAGCUCAGAGACCGCCUGCAUUUCACACAGCAGGAAACCAAUAACACCAUAACUUCCAGCACCAAAUCUAUUCGCCAUCUCUCCGAGAUUGUCAAAGGCUCGAUCCGGCAGGAUCGUCUGCAGCUGGACCGACUGAAGAGCCAGUUGUCGGAGGCCAUCCAGCGCUACGGAGCAGUGCAAACGAAAAUAGCGGAGAAAUCCAAGUCGUUACUGAGCGGCGGCGGCCAGAGAAACCAGGAACAAAGUCCUCGGACCCCCUUUUCUGACAUUGCGGACGAUGAGAAGAUCUUUAAUGGUGGUGAUGAACAGUGGCAGCAGCAGGGUCAAAGCCAGGACUUGUCUAACAUCACAGAUGAAGAUCUUGAGCAGAUCCGUAAGAAGGAAGAGGCUAUAAAGCAGAUUGAGAGUGAUAUGCUGGAUGUCAAUCAGAUAAUGAAAGAUUUGGCGUCCAUUGUGUAUGAACAAGGUCACGAUAUAGAUAGCAUUGAAGCCAAUAUUGAGACUGCUUCAUCACAUGUAGAAUCUGCCAAUCGCCAGUUGGCCAAAGCAAGUCAGCACCAAAGGCGCAACUUUAGAAUGGCCUGUGCACCCAGGAAGAGGAAAGAGAAAUUUUCCCCUCUCGAACUCGAAAUUUUGGUGGCCGAAGUAACCAAACAUCACUCGAAACUCUACGGAAGUGAGAGAGUAAAUCUGAGCCAACCAGCUAGAGAAAGGAUCUGGUUAGAAAUCGCCAAGAAAAUUAAUUCAGUGGCCCGAUCUCCCAGAACCACUAGAGACUUGAGAAGGCGGUGGGAUGACAUGAAGAGACGGACUAAGGAGAAACUGGCAAUCAUAAAACGGUCGGUUGUGACUACAGGUGGUGUGACCAGGAACUGUAGCCCUUCGCUUCUACACAAUGAUACAAAUAGUGAUAUUUAUCCUGGAUAUGGAGGCGAAGAUGAUGAAGACGACCAUGACGAAAUCGAUGUGGACGUUGACGCCCCACAUAUUGCUCUGGAGCUUCAGUCAGAUGAGGAGGAAAAUGGCCCUGGUUGUACAUGGGUACCCCUAAAAACAAUAGAAAUGGCUGUUUCAAAUGAACCCGAUAUGUCUGAUCAUCCUGUGAUCAUUCAGACCUCUGCUUCUUCUCCAUCUCCUCCAUCCUCUCCUCAGCACCAGAUGAAAUCAACCUACAUGAGGAGACUUUCUCAAGCCACUCCGCACAUGCGCCGGAAUCAAGAAGUCUCCGAUUUUGAAAAACAGUUGAUGGAGAGUCAGAUACAACAGAACACGCUUUUAUCGUCUUGGUAUCAGCAACAAACAUCCCUUAUGGUCCAGCAAAACCUCAUACUGGAGAACCUUGUAGAACAAAGCCGACGCUUGGCAGACAAUGUGGAGUCUUUAAACCGGACCUUGGAAAAAAUGGUGGAUGGCAACCAUUUGCACAGGGAGACGCUUCAUUUUGUACAGGAACGUAAGCAAGGUCCUUCCACCACCCGACCAACUCCCCGAACAGCUAGUGGCGAGUCUGGUGGUCCCUCCGGAACGGAAUCAUACUCCGGUAUGAUCUUGAAAGUCGAAGAAGAACUGUAGAGUCGUUUUGUUUCUUUGGAAAAAGUUAACGACUUAAGAACAAUUUCCGUAUUCUUGGACAAUUAAAGAAAAAAAAACUAAAAAAACUUUUUCCUCUUGCUAGAUUAAUAGCGGACAGAUACUUUCCUUAUACAUUGCAUACAUAGAGCCAUUUUUGUAGGUUGUGAGAAACAUUGUGCAUAUUUUCUAUCUGGAUUUAUCGGUUUGUGAGAAAAUAUUUUGUACGUGUUCUUUUUACUCCAAGAUAAUAUUUUUCUUACAUAAGUAAAACGAAAAAAAAAAAAA
Molecule: messenger RNA, 2303 nt
Organism: Bufo bufo (common toad)
Lineage: Eukaryota; Metazoa; Chordata; Amphibia; Anura; Bufonidae
Gene: TSNARE1
Product: t-SNARE domain containing 1
Exons: 13
Coding region: 231-2018 (595 amino acids)
Biological process (GO): intracellular protein transport; vesicle-mediated transport; regulation of transcription by RNA polymerase II
Cellular component (GO): membrane; SNARE complex; nucleus
Molecular function (GO): DNA-binding transcription factor activity, RNA polymerase II-specific; RNA polymerase II cis-regulatory region sequence-specific DNA binding; SNAP receptor activity
Source: RefSeq, a predicted model, not a curated record